This is a messenger RNA of Prinia subflava (tawny-flanked prinia), 5739 nucleotides long. It is a transcript of the gene ADNP, whose product is annotated as activity dependent neuroprotector homeobox. Gene Ontology annotation, molecular function: DNA binding. The coding region runs from base 925 to 4593 and encodes 1222 amino acids. Gene Ontology annotation, biological process: regulation of gene expression. The transcript is spliced from 7 exons. The record is from RefSeq and is a predicted model, not a curated record. Gene Ontology annotation, cellular component: nucleus. NCBI's taxonomy places the organism in Eukaryota, Metazoa, Chordata, Aves, Passeriformes, Cisticolidae.
AGUCUCAGAAUUUCCUCCCAAGGAGAAGGUGGUUUUCUCUAGUACCACAUUUUAGAUGGACUUUUCUCCUGAGGCCAUGUUUGUGUAGGCUGCCCCAGAAGUGGUGUGAAAUGGUCCUUUUGUUUUGACACACGACUUGAAACUGGUUUUGGAAGUUGCUGAUCUAAUCUGUGAAGUGGUUUUUAAUAUUUUUAAAUCCUUGGCUUUUUGACAAAUGGGCUGUUAACAAAUUGCCUGUUUUCCUGUGAGGGAGGGCUGGAGUGUGUCCUGUGCUCAGUGAGGCUCAGGUCUCGCAGUGCUCUGUCCAGGUAGCAGCCUGCAGCUGGGGAUUUCCAUCAGUUCGAUAACCUCAGUUGUAAAGCUGAGGUUUUCAGGGGCUUGUGUUGAUUCCUCUUUCAUGUGCCCCAUCCUGGUUUGGGUACAGAGGCGAGCAGGAGGGCAGGGGCUCGCUCAGAGCCGCUGCAGGCUCUGCUCCCCAGGUCCCCGCUGGAGCUGAGCUGCUCCUGGGCAGGAGGCUCCUGCUGCGGGGGGCCCUGGGUGGAAAUGUCGCUGUUACGAAACAGCUCCCUCCGGGAUUAGAGCAGAUUGCAAAAGGAGCCCUCGGUUGUCUGGCAUUUCAGAUGUGCUGCUGAACUGCAAAUCUCAUUACCUUACAGGAGUGUGGGUGCACAGCCCUCCAAAACUAGGCCAGAAAUGCUUAAAUAAGGAGAAAGGGAAGAGCCCAGUGGAAGAAAGUGAAAAUGCUCAAUGUCAGCCAGUGAGAGGAUAUGAGCCUUCCCCUGUGCCCCGGCGCUGGGCUGCCCCAGGGGCUGUAACAGAGCCCUGAGGGGCCUUCUGCAAGGAGAAUUGGCUUUGGAGGCUUGUGCUUGAAACUUGUCCAAUGAGUCUGGGACGCCCAAGCACCAUUCAUUUUGGAGGAAAAAGAUGGAGUAUUGCAUGCUGGGAACAAGUGCUUUCCAUAAGGUACAGCAGCAGCUCAUGAUGCCCCGUAAAGCUUUUCUUUCCCAGAAAGAAAAGCAGGCUCGUGCCAGGGAAAGGGAUAUGUUAAAAAAGAGGAGGAGGCGACAAGACUAUCUCAAAAGAAGCGUGGAGCCGCAGAAAAACACCGAAACAAUAAAAUGGCACAGGGAUGAUGAGAAGAGGAGAGAAAAUGAGCAAGUUAAGGACAAAGAUAUCAAGAAGCGGUGGAGACAGGAUGAGAGAGAACGACGGAAGAAUGUGGAUGCUAUGAAUUGGCACAGGGAAGAGGAGAAGAGGGAAAAUGAGCGAGAAACUAUGUUCCAACUUCCUGUCAACAACCUUGGCAGUUUAAGAAAGGCCCGGAAAACUGUGAAAAAAAUACUUAGUGACAUUGGUUUGGAAUACUGUAAAGAACAUAUAGAAGAUUUUAAGCAGUUUGAACCUAAUGACUUUUAUUUGAAAAACACUACAUGGGAGGAUGUGGGACUGUGGGACCCAUCGCUUACAAAAAACCAGGACUAUCGGACAAAGCCCUUUUGCUGCAGUGCAUGUCCCUUCUCCUCGAAGUUCUUUUCAGCCUACAAAAGCCACUUCCGGAAUGUUCACAGCGAAGACUUUGAGAACAGGAUCCUGCUCAACUGCCCCUACUGUACCUUCAACGCGGACAAAAAGACUUUGGAAACGCACAUUAAAAUAUUCCAUGCUCCCAAUGCCAAUACACCGAGUGGAGGCAUCAGCACUUUCAAAGACAAAAACAAACAUGAGAGCCUUAAACCCAAGCAGGCUGACAGUGUGGAACAAGCUGUUUAUUACUGUAAGAAGUGCACUUACCGUGACCCGCUCUACGAAAUCGUUCGAAAGCACAUUUACAGGGAACAUUUUCAGCACGUUGCUGCUCCUUACAUAGCCAAGGGAGGUGAAAAGUCCCUCAAUGGUGCGGUUCCGCUGAGCGCCGGUGCCCGGGAGGAGGGCGGCAUCCACUGCAAACGAUGCCUUUUCAUGCCGAAAUCCUACGAAGCUUUAGUGCAGCACGUGAUCGAAGACCACGAGCGCAUCGGGUACCAGGUCACGGCAAUGAUAGGUCACACCAACGUGGUGGUGCCGAGAUCCAAACCUUUGAUGCUCAUAGCUCCCAAACCCCAGGAUAAAAAGCCUGUGGGGCUCCCUCAGAGGAUGGGUGCCCUCUCUGCUGGCAGUGUCCGCUCGCUCUCGUCACAGCAGAUAAUGAACAGACUCACUAUACCAAAGCCCACGUUAAAUUCUGCGGGAGUCAAUAUGAUGUCAAACGUUCACCUACAGCAGAACAAUUACGGGGUUAAAUCGGUACCCCCCAGUUACGUGGGUCAGCCAGGGGGGCGGCUCAGCCUCAGUGGCAACGCGCCUGUUUCUCUUUCCCAACAAUCACAAAGCAUGAAACAGUUUUCAGCGAGCGGCAAUGGAAGGCCUUACACUCUGGGAGGGGAGCAGAGGUCCCAGGCCUCAGGCAGGUACUCGCUGCAGUCUGCCAACUCCUCCUCGCUGUCGUCGGCGCAGCUCAAGCAGACGUCGCUGUCACAGUCCCAGGCAGCGUCCAGAGCUCUGGGUCAGUCUGGCUCCAAAUCCCCCGUGGCUGCUACAGGACCUUCCGCUGUCAACACCUCGUCCACGCAGAAGUGGAAAAUCUGUACAAUCUGCAACGAGCUGUUCCCCGAGAACGUGUACAGCGUCCACUUUGAGAAGGAGCACAAGGCCGAGAAGGUGCCUGCGGUGGCCAACUACAUCAUGAAAAUCCACAACUUCACGAGCAAAUGUCUCUACUGUAACCGCUACCUGCCCACGGACACGCUGCUCAAUCACAUGCUGAUCCACGGGCUGUCCUGCCCCUACUGCCGCUCCACCUUCAACGAUGUGGAGAAGAUGGCUGCCCACAUGCGCAUGGUGCACGUGGACGAGGAGAUGGGACCUAAAACUGACUCCACCCUGACCUUUGAUUUGACGUUGCAGCAGGGCAGCCACACCAACAUACACCUCCUUGUCACCACCUACAACCUGCGCGACGCUCCCGCCGAAUCCGUGGCGUACCACGCCCAGAACACCCCCCCGGUCCCGCCAAAACCGCAGCCCAAAAUCCAGGAGAAAUCUGACGUACCCCUCAAAAGCUCUCCGCAAGCAGCAGUGCCCUACAAAAAAGACGUGGGGAAAACUCUGUGUCCUCUGUGCUUUUCAAUCCUGAAAGGCCCCAUCUCUGACGCGCUGGCGCAUCACCUGCGGGAGAGGCACCAGGUGAUUCAGACGGUUCACCCCGUGGAGAAGAAGCUGACCUACAAGUGCAUCCACUGCCUGGGCGUGUACACGAGCAACAUGACGGCCUCCACCAUAACGCUGCACCUGGUGCACUGCAGGGGCGUGGGCAAGACCCAGAACGGGCAGGACAAGGGGACAUCGUCGCGCCUGGGCCAGGCCCCCGCGGCCGCGCCCGUGAAGCGCACCUACGAGCACAUGGAGUUCCCCCUGAUGAAGAAGAGGAAGAUGGACGACGAUGACUCCCCCUCUGCCUUUGAGGAGAGGCCUGAGGAACCUGUAGUUCUAGCGCUGGACCCCAAGGGUCACGAAGAUGAUUCAUAUGAAGCCAGGAAAACGUUUCUUACAAAGUAUUUCAAUAAGCAGCCCUACCCCACUCGGAGAGAGAUCGAAAAGCUGGCGGCCAGUUUGUGGCUCUGGAAAUCUGAUAUUGCGUCUCACUUUAGCAACAAAAGGAAGAAAUGCGUUAGGGAUUGUGAAAAAUACAAACCUGGGGUGCUGCUGGGCUUCAACAUGAAAGAGCUGAACAAAGUCAAACACGAGAUGGAUUUUGAUGCUGAAUGGCUGUUUGAAAACCACGACGAGAAGAAUUCCAGAGUCAAUGUCAGUAAGACUGUUGAUAAAAAAAUCAACUUAGAAAAAGACAAUGACAGUUCCUCAGACAGCUACGAAAACCUGGAGGAGGAAUACAGCGAGAGCCGCAGCCCCUUUGGCCAGCACGUGUCUGACAGGGGUGGGAAACCUUCGUCCGACAGCACGGUGCAGAACCCCCCGGACAGCAUAGCCAAGGAAAUCCUGGAGGAAAACACCCUACAGCCGCCAGAGAAGGCGGAGCAGAAACAAGAGGAGAGCUCCAAAUACCAAGAGAUGAUUGCUGCUGAAGAGCCAACCAAACUGGCAGGUGAGGUUUCGGAUAGUGAAGGUGACCAGGAUGAUGCAGUGGAGUGGAAAGAUGGAGCUUCCCAGUCUGAAAGUGGGCCUGGCUCCCAGCAGGUUUCGGAUUUUGAAGAUAACGCACUGGAGGUAAAACCAGAAGUGUGGACAGAUGAAUCUUCCCAAAGCGAAGAUGCCGGGAGCAGUAAACCCACUGUGGAGGCCAAGGGGGGUGGAUCUGAAAGCGACGAAGAACAGUCAAAGUGGAAGAAUCGUUCCUAUGGAAAAGUAGAAGGGUUUUGGUCCAAGGACCAGUCGCAAUGGAAAAACGCCUCCGAGCUGGAGGAGAGCCUGGCCAGCGAGCAGAUGGAGUGGCAGAGCAGCACAAUGGACAGCGAGGACGGCGGCUUCGGGGCCGUGGGGGCCGAGCCCAUGCACGGCAGCCUGCCCGGGGUGGAGCUCAGCAGCCAGCAGGCGUGAGCAGCCCUGCCUGGGCACUGCUGCCCUGCCCUGGGCACUGCUGCCCUGCCCUGGGCACUGCUGCCCUGCCCUGGGCACUGCUGCCCUGCCCGGGCACUGCUGCCCUGCCCUGGGCACUGCUGCCCUGCCCGGGCACUGCUGCCCUGCCCGGGCACUGCUGCCCUGCCCUGGGCACUGCUGCCCUGCCCUGGGCACUGCUGCCCUGCCCGGGCACUGCUGCCCUGCCCGGGCACUGCUGCCCUGCCCGGGCACUGCUGCCCUGCCUGGGCACGGACACGGCCGCUGGCCGGGGCUGGGAGCGCUGCGGGGAUGAGCACAGGAACUUCAUGUGAAAACGGACGCGCUGCUGGCUCCAGAAUGCACACAGAGAAAAGCAGAGGAUUAUUUUAUCUGUGUUUGCAACCCUCCUUUCACCUUGUCCAUGUCGAGUUGUGUCUUUCCAAGAGGCCCCUCUCUGGCAGCGCCGUGCCGGCGACCCGGUGCCCUGUAUAGCAGACUCUGGGGAAAUGGAGUUUUCAUGUAUCAUUCUGAAUAGUUGAAAUGUAUAUUUGUACAGUCUUUUAGACCUAUUCAAGUGAAGCUUAUGGAACUGUUCUUGUGUACCCAUCAUAGAUCUGUUUCUCUUUUUUAGUGUUGCCCUGCUGUGUAAUAAAUGCUGUAUCUAGUUUCCCUAGCAAAGCUUGAGACUGCUCUAGUAUCAAUUUUGACAGACUUAGUUUUUGCACAUAACCUUGUACAAUCUCCAACCAGAGGCCAGCAACAUAAAAAUAUAUCUGGGCUCUGUUGUAUUAUAGAAUUUUCUUGUUCUGAAUAUCCUUGACAUGACAACUGAUGACAAACAUAUUUCAGAGCCAUUUUCUGAAAUCUUUUAAGCUAAAAAAGAAAAAUCACAUGCAAGAAACAAGUUUGCAGCUACUAAUUUUGACACCUUUUAGAUCUGUAUAAAAGUGUAUUGUGUUGAAGCAGCACACUGAGGCAAAGUGCUGGGUUUGGAUAUUUAGUUUUAUCUUUAGUUAACACCAACAAGGUGUUGUAUUCAUUUAUACCAUCUAAUAUAUGACACACUGUUGUAGUAUGUAUAAUUUUGUGAUCUUUAUUUCCCUUUGUAUUCUUCAUUUAAGCAUCUAAAUAAAUUGCUGUAUUGUG